Pelagomonas calceolata is the source of this 878-nucleotide messenger RNA. The record is from the annotation of a GenBank genome assembly. Lineage: Eukaryota; Pelagophyceae; Pelagomonadales; Pelagomonadaceae.
AAGCACGCCGCAAAAGUGAAGGCCUAAGUGAGCAAAAUCACGCUUAAAAAGUGACGGCGGCACCUCGCAGCUACCGCAGGCAGAUACGGACAGCUCACCGUCGCGCCGUCGCGCAGCAGUCACGCAGUCAAGCAGUCACCAGCCUCGCCGUCAAUCAGCCCAAGCGCCGCCGUCGAGCAGGCCACCAGCAAAGAUGAGCACCGCCCUCGCCAAGCGCCAAAAUACGACGACCCUCGCCGCGCGGCAACAAACGCAUGCGCCGGACGAUGACGUCGCCUCGGCGUCGCUCCGGAGCGGCGCUUUAUUAUGCGACGCCAUGGGCUACCAGGAGCCCGUGGAUCCGGCGGCGGAGCAGGCCGCCCAACAAUUAGUCGAGGAGGAGCUGCGGCAAAACCCCGGCGCGCCGCCGCGGCUGCCCGCGCUGCGGCCGCCGCGCGAUUCAUCAAUAAUGGCGGCCGAGUUCGCGCGCUGCGACCGGGACGAGGACCUCGCACCCUUGGCCAUCGAGCGCUACUCCUGCGCGCCGCCGACCGAGCAGGAUCCGGAGGCGUGGAAGAGCGCGCGGACGAACGUGCGCGCGCAACUAGAACACCAGGCGAAUCGGGUGGUGAACCUCGAGCUCGCCGAAUCCUUCUCGGAACAUACGUGGCGGCGCCACGUGCACGACCUGGGGCGGCUGCACGCGCAGGUCGCGGCGCUGGCCGAAGGCAAGGAGCGCGAGGCCGAGCAGAUCAAUUUGAAGCGGAAGCGCGACCAGGCGAAGCUCGGGCCCGACAUAGUAAGGGCGGAGCGGGCCGUCGUCGAGCGGCUGGAACGGCACCGCGCGCUCGAGGCGCGCGUCGCGGCGCUGCGGAAGGAGGAGGCUAAGUAGGGACGUG